AUACGAUGCCUUUGGCAAGUUAUAAUUGCAGGGCAACAACAGGAAGGUAACUCAUCCCUUUUAGUUUUUAUCUUCAAUAAUUUAGUGUAGCUAAAAUAGCAUCUUUAUAAAGGGUCGGCUGCCAGGACCCCAUCUACAGGUGUAUUGUAGAUUGUCAUCUUGUGACAGAAUUUUUCAAUGACCAGGUGUUUAAGCACAUUUUUAGCUGUAAACCUCUUUGUAAAAAUACAGUAUAUACAUGUAUAACCAAAUUUCUGGCAUGUCUAAGUUACAACUGUGUUAGAUCACUAUAUGUUAAGUCAUGUAACUUGUGUCAGUUUGAAAGUUUAAUUGAGUCAGUUCAACCCUAGAUUCUGGAUUCUGGUGGGCACCUUUAAUGAUUAAUCAGUAUAAAUUAUUUGUUAUUAUUAUUAUUUUCAUUAUUAUAAUAUGUUAUUAUCGUUAUUACACAUGUAUUGUAAUUAAUAAGUUUGAAGCCAGCAUUUUUGCUGCUUCCAGUGGAAGAUUUACUGCAUAUACACAAAAAAACCCCACAGAUUUAUGUCUUUUCCACCUUCUACUGCAUGAUCUGGUUAUCUUGCUUACUGCUAUAAAACAUUUUCAUUUGCCUGCAAUUGUGACCUGAACCCACCAUGAGCUGUCACUUUGUACCCUAGGCCUGCUAAAAGAUCUGACUGAAAGGCACUCGCGUCUUGUGGAAACAAUAAUAUUUGUCUUAAAGCUUCAAAUCACAAUAUCAUUAGUAUCACUCUUGUUUCUACUUUCAUGAGUUCCCGUAAUUAUUCUGUGUACAUUCUUGUGUAAUGAUGGUUUUCUUGUUUUUUUUUUAGGCUCCAAAAGACCAGUAGAAACCUCAAAUGAGGAUGUGAAGAGUAAAAUGGAGGUAUGGUACUGGUACUUGUACCUUUCAAUUACCUAAAGAUGUAUAGCAGGGCUGUCAAAACAUUUUUAAGUAGCAGGCUGAUAAUGAAUAGUUGGCAGCUUUGGAACCUCGCACCAAAGGCCAAGUUCUUGAGGGCCAAGGCAUCUAGGGACAUUUUUUUAGAGUCUCGGAGAUGUCCCGGGCAUUCCACAACAUCAUAGGUUUGAACAUUUCACAGAUCUAAUCCUGUUUAAAUAUGCGUCGAAACUGGGAAACAGAUGCUUUACAAUUUUAUUUGAUGGUUCUUAUCUUCUGUUAGAUCCUAUGGUAGAAGAACAUAAAAGUAGCCAGCUAAUGGUGGCUAACCAGCUGGCAGAUUUGGCUGGCUACCAGCCCUUAUCGAUAGCCCUGUUUAUGAAUGAAUGAAUGAAUGAAUGAAAGCCCUAAUAAAGGGUUCUCCAAGGGCUUUUAAUUCUAUUGUUCUCUGGUGUAGUGCUGGUUUUCUGUGGCUUUUGGGACUAAGUGGCCAGGGGGUGGGGUGUUGGGGGCUACCCCCUAUCAUGGCCUAUACAGGGAGGCUCUGCCUGAAAGCGGUACCUUUUUCAGGCUUCAAGUAUAUGAAAGGGUAGGGCUUUCACUAGUUGAAGUACACAAAAGGGUAGGGAAAUCUGAAUUUUAUGGCUUGAAAAAGUCAAGAAAAGUAGUUAUAUUUUGUUGAUUGAUUCCAAUUUAAAAGGCAAUGUAUUUAUAGCAGUUUAAAGAGACACAAAGUUCUAAACAAUAUAUGUAAAAUGGUUACUAUUUGUCAAUAGAGGGUAUUGUGGAGCCUCCCUGUAUAAAUAUUUGUUGAGUACCCCCUGCCCCCCCAAAAAAAAAAUAUGUUUGGGCAAGCUGCUGCUGACGUUUGUCACCCCGAAGCAGUCCUGCAGGCUUGCCGACCCCCUAUUUCAACAACCUUUAUUUUGACUCACCUAAUGUUGCUUGGCAACAAUUAACUAGUAAUUAAAAUGUGCUAGCCCAAAGAGUCACUCCAUUAGCCUAGGCUUUUAGACAGCACUUUUUGUUUGCCCCAUCAUGUCUUUUCCCACAGUUUUCAAGUCAUUGUAAAAACAAUUGAGGGGUGAAUCUUGCCAGAAUUGAAACAAAACUUUGUGUGGCUGAGUUAUUAAUUUUAUUCUGUUUCCCUGUGAGCAGAGGCCUCUUUUCAAAAGAGGCCCCAGUGCUAGCCGGGAAUUAGUCUUUCUUGUCAGCUGGCAGUAAUGUUACACUUAAAUUUUACUAAUAUUGGAUGUACAUGUGUUCUCUUUUUCUUUGCCCCCUGAACCCUGUAAUAUUGUAAACCCCUCUCAACCCCUCCUACCCCCAUCUCCUCUGAAAAUAUCACUCCUCCCUAUUGGGCAAAGGAAUAAUAUUGUCCUUAUUUGUUUUCACUAGAACCUUUCCUUUUUACUCGUGAUUGAGCGUUUUGGUUAUUAUUUUUACACAAUGGAUGCUAUUUGAUUAUUUUGUUAGGAAAAAGGUCAUGGUGAGACCCAGUCUGCACAACUACAAGGGGAUCAUAAUAUUCUCCUAACAGUGGCAAAUGAGGCAGAGUUGAUCAGACAUAAGUUAUUAGAAACAGUAACACCUCAGGAAAUAUGGGAUUCCACAAAAAGCCCACUCAAGCCUUUUUAUACUACAGGGUCAAUGUUGGGCGAAGGCAGAUUCGGAAAAGUCUUUCAAGGAACAGCCCAGGUGGCCAUGAAGUUCCCGAAAGAAAGGGGUCGAUCGGAUUUAAUAAAUGAAGUACGUAUUUUAAGUUGUUUGGAGCAUCCAAACAUUGUAGCCUUUCUAGGCACUAAUUCUGGGGCGCUUCUCAUGGAGAUGAUGGAUGAGAACCUCCAUCAUCAUAUAAAACGAAAAGGUGGUAGCCUAAGUAUUGACUCAAUAAUGAGCUUUGGACUAGAUGUUGCAAACGGCCUGGAGUAUUUGCAGCAAAUUGGCAUUAUUCACUUUGACAUCAAAUCUAGUAACAUCUUAAUCAAUAAUAAUCCAGAAGUCGCAAAAUUAAGCGACUUUGGAUUGGCAAAAGUGUUAACACGGCAAGAUGUGAGACUGGAAGUUCUACACUAUGAUGGACAGUUGUUUGGCAUGGAUCCUAUCUACCCUGAGUCGUUUAAGGUGAGCAAGAGCAGUCUUUUUGUUCUUUGCUAAUUUAAGUUUUUGCUUAGUGGUUUUGUCGUAGGUUUACUUGAAUUAUAUUUGCUUGCUUUCACACUUGAUUGAAGUUGUAGUUAGGUACUAGAGGUAGCUUAUAACCAACUACCCAACAGACGUUGAGGGAUGCAAACGACUUCGUAAACGCUAAAAGCAAUGCAAGAGAGAAACCUGACUGCUCGUAGGGUAGAGAAGAGCAAAAGUAAAUAAACAAAACUAAACUUAAUCACCAUACAAUCAACUUCCUCUCCUCACAAUCAAUAUUUUCACUUAAUGUUCAUGUUUAAUGUUGGUGGUAAAGAGCUUUAUGGUCUUUUAGCUCAAGGAUGCUGUUAUAACUUUAGCCUGGGACCCAGCUCCACAGUGGGGAAAGGGAAAAAGAAUUUGUUGUCUCACCCCCUUUUUUCCGUUUUCCUCACUGUGGAGCCUGGUUCCAGACUAUUAUAAAAACAUUUUAACUGUUCCUUUCUGUUUUACAUUUUUUGUGAAGUUUUUUUACUAAAGUAAAGUAAAACUUAAUAUCCACAGGGUAGCCCAAUCAGCUUUAAGGCUGGUCUCCAUGUAUUUACCCUUCUACUACUUAUUUCAGACGGAUAUCUGGAACUUUGGAUGGGUUCUCUUUGAAAUGGCGGUAUGUCGCUCUCCUGAUUUUGUCAAAUUGUCUCGUCUGGUGAAACAAUCGAAUGGUAGAUUCCCAGACCUUGAUGAGCUGGGGACAAAUUACACCCGCGGGGUCGUUCCAGGCGGUCGCCGUAAAACAUUCUUGAAGUAUCCAGACCUGAAAGAGCUGGUUAUUAAGUGCAUCGGGAUCGUCCCAGGCAGUCGCCCUGAAAUAUCCGAAGUAAUAAGCAUCUUGAAGGAAUAUUUUAAAAUGUCUCCCUAA
Molecule: messenger RNA, 3941 nt
Organism: Porites lobata
Lineage: Eukaryota; Metazoa; Cnidaria; Anthozoa; Scleractinia; Poritidae
Source: the annotation of a GenBank genome assembly